This is a messenger RNA of Zootermopsis nevadensis, 2559 nucleotides long. RefSeq lists its product as uncharacterized. NCBI's taxonomy places the organism in Eukaryota, Metazoa, Arthropoda, Insecta, Blattodea, Termopsidae. Gene Ontology annotation, molecular function: protein-L-isoaspartate (D-aspartate) O-methyltransferase activity. The record is from RefSeq and is a predicted model, not a curated record. Gene Ontology annotation, cellular component: cytoplasm. Gene Ontology annotation, biological process: protein modification process.
UUUUGAAAAAAUAGAGCUUGAAGUGGUUUCGACUGUUAUCGCGUUUUAGGGUGUUUAAAGUUUUGACUCCGUACGCAUGGUAAACACAGGAUUUGCAAGUGGAUAGUUGCUCUGCCUUUAGACGUACUUUAUGCGUAUUCUGAAACGUUCUGUUUAUUGUAUAGUGGUAUUUUAGUAUCUAGAACGCUUCUAUCCAACAUAUUUUAAAAGGGUUUGGUUUGCCAGUAAGGAAAUUUCAAAGUAUAAAUUGUUUUGUUGCGACGCAGCGAAGUAGUUCUCCGCCAUUUUAGCCUGUAACAGUUUUUUCCACUUACCACCUGAAUUGCAAAAUAUUUGAAGUAAAUUUGUAAAUAACUGUGUUAUAAAUUCAUUUUGUUAACUUUUAUACGUAUUUUUAAACUGAAGGCACAUCAAAUUAAAUUGGGCAUAACCUAAAAUAUAAGUACCAAUUUCUAUUACGUGUAAACUUUUACAAUCUAUUGUAAUAUUCCUAAGAUCGACCUUGUAUUGCAUUACUCAGAUACAGAACUAACAUAUAAUAUAAAAAUUAAGUUAAUCUGCUUUUCAGUUGUGAUGACAUAACUUGUCUUAAUCUAGGGCCACGUAGUCUAUCUAACGAUAGUUAAUAUUUUCUUUAGUCUUAACUUUGUGCAUUUUCAGUAAGUCAUGUUAUGGCAAAUAUGAACAACCCAACGAAUUGUCAGGCAAGUGUGGUUCUUGCCGAAGAAAAGGCAAUGAACUUGUAUUAUGUGAUUAUUGUAAUUGGUGGUUCCAUUGGGAAUGUGUCAUCACACCUUUUAGUGAUAUAGAUGUAACUGAGCCAUGGUUUUGUUUGAUGUGUAAACAGGCUAGGACACUUAGGGUACAGGGGAAAUUAUUAUGGGUCUGCGAAGGGAAUUGGCUUUGGCAUGUGAUGGGAUUGAUAAUUUAAAAGCAGAAAAGAGCUCUAGUAUUAAUUGUAACUGUUCAUCCACUCAUUGGACAGACAUUAAAGUCAAAUUGCGAUACAGAAACAAAGGUCUUUGCUGCAGUGAAGAUCCAAACUUUAAGGUAAAACAGGGCAACAGAUUUGAGGUUCAGACUGUCGGAACCUCAAGGAGUUGCUCAAUUAAAGAAAAAAAGAGGAUCUUAAACCUGAUGUAAAUAAUAAUAUGAACUGUAGGAAGGUCCAGCUUCUAGGUAAUAGUCAAUGUAGAGGACUACAUGAACAUCUUCACUCAAUCCAGGGGGAUGAAUACAUGAUUACAAAUGUAUUCAAACCCAAGCUACACUUGACAAUGUUGUUGGGGAACUUGGAACAUUGCUGACAUCUGAUCUAGUAAACACUGCUUAGCAACAGUGCAGAGGAAAUAUUCAAAAAUGGGUGGUGCUGUAAGUGCAGGAGAAGAUAAUGAUGAUCUAGUUGAGAAUUUGUUGGAAGCACACUACAUUAAAAGUCCUGAUGUUGAGCGUGUUUUCCGGGCUGUCGAUCGUGCUCAUUAUUUUACUUCCGCAUUUCGAGAAGAUGCUUAUAAGGACUUGGCAUGGAAAAGUGGAAAUCUUCAUCUUUCAGCACCUUGUAUCUAUAGUGAGGUGAUGGAAAGUUUGCGGUUGUCUCCUGGACUCAGUUUUCUCAAUCUGGGUUCAGGUACUGGUUAUCUUAGCACAAUGGUUGGUCUUAUUCUAGGUCCAUAUGGUACUAAUCAUGGUAUUGAAAUUCAUGAAGAUGUUGUAAAUUACUCAAAUAAAAAGCUUGAGGAAUUUAGGAAGAUAUCCCCAGCAUUGGAUGAAUAUGAAUUCUGUGAACCGAAGUUUGUAAAAGGAAAUUGCUUAUGCUUGAACAGUGAUGUGCGGCAAUAUGACAGAGUCUACUGUGGUGCUGCAUGUCCAGAAAAUUAUGAGAAUUACAUGAAGAAUCUCAUAAAGGUAGGAGGUGUACUUGUCAUGCCAUUGAAUGAUCAACUGCUGCAGAUUGUUCGAACUUCAGAAACCACUUGGGAUGUAAAGUCUGUAUUGCCAGUUUCCUUUGCAACCCUCCUGUUGCCUGAAAAAACAGAGGUGAAAGAUCACAUAACGUUACCUGAAACUGAGCCAUUAUCACUACAGGAUACAUGUAGAUCAUCAAUUCGCAUUAUUUUACGCCAUAAUGUGGAGGUAGAACAUCCCAAUCUUAAGCCUAGGCAAGUAAGAAUUCCAAAGAAGAAGAGUGUGAAGAAGAGAACACGUCAAUCAGUUAUUCCUAUUUUUGAAGAAUCGGAUAAUGAUGAAUUUGGUAUAGGAGCUACAGAUGAUGAAGAUGGAGGAGACAGAAAUCUUGGGAGAGCUUAUGUAAUCUAUCAUGUUCAGCGUCAACGUGCUGGCCAUAUCACUGCUGCAAAUGAACUGGCACAAAAUUUGGCUUGUCACAGGCGCUCAGUCAGGGUGCAACAGCAACAGCAGGAACAGGAACAUCAUCUUAAUGACAGCAACAACACUGUCAUUCAGCAGAGAGAGGAUGAAAGGAUGGAAGAGACUGUAGAUACAUUUCCUGAUCAGGAAUUUGACAUUAGAAAUACUGAGUCCAUGGAAGCUAAAACAGUU